Callorhinchus milii (elephant shark) is the source of this 929-nucleotide messenger RNA. RefSeq names its product dihydrofolate reductase (gene dhfr). The coding region runs from base 94 to 669 and encodes 191 amino acids. Lineage: Eukaryota; Metazoa; Chordata; Chondrichthyes; Chimaeriformes; Callorhinchidae. Gene Ontology annotation, biological process: dihydrofolate metabolic process; glycine biosynthetic process; tetrahydrofolate biosynthetic process. Gene Ontology annotation, molecular function: dihydrofolate reductase activity; NADP binding. Gene Ontology annotation, cellular component: mitochondrion. The transcript has 6 exons. The record is from RefSeq and is a predicted model, not a curated record.
CCCGCCAAGAGGUUCCCGCGCUGCACAGAGCAGCAGCCGCUGGACUCCGGGAUCAGGGACUCCGGGAUCUGGGACUCCGGGAUCACUGAUAAAAUGCCCCGAAUGUUAAACUCGAUCGUCGCUGUUUGCCCCAAUAUGGGGAUCGGCAAAGACGGAAACCUGCCCUGGCAUCCGAAAAGGCUGAACAAAGAAUUCAAACAUUUCCAAAGGAUGACCUCUACACCAUCAACAGAAGGGAAGAUCAAUGUAGUUGUCAUGGGAAGAAGAACCUGGUUCUCAAUUCCUGAGAAGAACCGACCUCUGAAAGACCGAAUAAAUAUUGUGCUCAGCAGAGAGCUCAAGGAAACUCCUAAAGGAGCCCAUUACCUGGCUCAUGACCUGGCCUCGGCACUGACUACUCUAGACUCCCCAGAGCUGCGGGACAAAGUGGAUCUCGUGUGGAUCAUUGGCGGCAGCGCUCUCUAUAAGGAGGCCAUGGAAAACCCAGCCCAACACCGGAUCUUUGUGACCCGGAUCCUUCAGGAUUUUGAGAGCGAUACCUUUUUACCAGAGAUUGAUUUAAAUAAGUUCAGACAUCUUCCCAAGUUCCCUGCUAUUGAUGACGGUGUUCAUGAAGAGAAUGGUAUUCAGUAUAAAUUUGAAGUCUACGAGAGAAUCACCAAAGAAUAACCCAAGGGGAUUCCAGAGUCAGUCACUGAUCAGUUUACACAUCUUCAUGAGUUUGGACAAUGUUUGUGUGAUUCUUAAAUUAAUUACACCAGACCUGAUUUGUAGAUUUUUUUAAAAAAAUGUAUAUAUAAGGAUAUUUGUGAAGUGUUCUAAGACACUAUCCUACGUGAAGGGGGCUCUAUAAAUUCAAGUUAUUGUUGUUGUUUCAGUGUCAGCCUGAGGAAUAAUGGCAAAUAAUACAGAGCAUUUGCUGCAUAAAA